Messenger RNA from Athene cunicularia (burrowing owl), 1949 nucleotides. It is a transcript of the gene C3H6orf120, whose product is annotated as chromosome 3 C6orf120 homolog. The transcript is spliced from 2 exons. The coding region runs from base 186 to 743 and encodes 185 amino acids. The record is from RefSeq and is a predicted model, not a curated record. NCBI's taxonomy places the organism in Eukaryota, Metazoa, Chordata, Aves, Strigiformes, Strigidae.
GCUGUUCCCGCCCGCGGGGAGGGAGGGUGGGACGGAGGUGGCGGGGACGGCUGAGGCGGUCGUGGCUCUGCCCGAGGUCUCCUGAAGUCGCCUCUCCCUCCCAGCGCUCUUCGGCGCCAGAACGUUUUCGUUUGUCCCCAGGUAGUGCAUGGGACACAGGAAGAGUCUGAAUAUAACUUAAGACCAUGGCAGCACGCUGGAGAAGAAUCCUGGUCAUAUUUGUGGCAGCUCAAGUACUAUUUGUGGUAAAUACCUUUGAGGAAGAGGAGGUACCCGAAGAAUGGAUUCUUCUUCAUGUUGUCCAAGGUCAGAUUGGAGCAGGAAACUACAGCUAUUUGAGACUAAAUCACGAGGGAAAGAUAGUACUUCAGAUGCAGAGUUUAAAAGGUGAUGCGGACUUGUAUGUAUCUGAUAUGACGCUUCACCCCAGCUUUGACGAGUACGAGUUACAGUCUGUAACCUGUGGCCAAGAUGUCGUCCACGUGCCCGCGCACUUCCGCCGCCCGGUGGGAAUAGGGAUUUAUGGUCAUCCCUCUCACCUGGAGAGCGAGUUUGAAAUGAAAGUAUACUACGACCGAACAGUUGUGCAGUACCCAUUUGGUGAGGCUUCCUACAACCCUGAGGAGAUGGAGGCAAACCAGAAAUACUCACAGUCUGCAGAAGACGAAUCUCAGGAUGAGGAGUCUGUUUUCUGGACUAUACUUAUUGGAAUCUUGAAACUAAUACUUGAAAUUCUUUUUUAAAUCAAUACACACUGGACUAACACUUCAGCCUGUGAAAUUGAACAUGGAUAACUUGCUGUAAUAUUUAAUACACUUUGUUAUGUUUCCUGAAGAAUUAUUCAGGUUACUUUUCCUAAACCAGAAGGGAAGUGGGGGAAAAAGCCAUAUUUAAUUUUAUAUUGUAAAUCCUCCCCUAUGUGUAAAAUGAGCAGCGAGCACAGUAUUUGCAGUGUUCUUCAGAGAACGGGGCUUAAAAAUGAGUGUAUGGUUGGGAUCUUGGUAAAUUCACUUUAAACAGGUGCUUAGGAAAAUCACCUCCAAUUCAGUAUUUUCUAUUGUUUUUUAUUAAAAAAAAAGUGAAAUAAACUGCUGCACUUCAGUGCCCCCUCUCAAUUUAGAGCACACUUAAAAAUAAAAUCUACUACUUUUCUGAGCAAGUAAACUAAUUAGCAAUGGGUUUAGAGUGUAUUCGAGUUGACGAACCUAGGGUGAAGGAAGGAAAAACCGAUCAAUCACCUAAGGGGAUAGACGAUCUAUAUUUUGACUGCUUGUGCUCUACGUUAUGCCAACCAUCUGUCAAGCAGAGGGCUGUCCAGUCACUCAUCACCUCUGCAGAUCCAUGACCUGAAUCAAGUGCAUGUUACUCCUUUGCUGCCCCUGCAGGGAGAGUAAGCCUUCAGCUGUUGUUACUUGUCAGUAUGACAUUUUCAUUCCUCAUCAAAAGCAAUGCAGCAUAUAAUAUCUUGAACUUGAGAGGUGUUUUCUUACACCUCCCUUUAUAGCUUUUUGUGAUUGAUUUUUUUUUUUAGUACAUCUUUAUGAAUAAGUCAUUAGCUUGCAAAGAAAACUUCUGCUGAAAGGAAUUCACAGCAUAUUGUAAGAAGGUCAGGGCAUGCCUACUCUUCCUUCAAAGUUAGUUUUUCCAGGAGUAUUUUUUGCUUUGAUUGAGACUUUCAAAAUAACCAGCUGCUAUGCAAAUAGUGUAUAUUUAAAUUGCUCUGUAAUUUUCUUUUCACAGAGCUUACUGAUGAGUGCACUGAAACAAGAACAUUACUAUAAUUUUAUACAAAUGGUGCAUGUACAAUUUAAAUUUCAUUACUGAAAGCCUUCUCGAGUGGGAAUUUGGCUUGUCUGUCUCUAUCUAGACACCUGACAGGACAUGAUUAGUGACUUGUAUCAGAAAAAAGUCAUUAUAUAGCCAAAAUUAAAAGUUUAUUUGGUAAAAAG